AUGGAGAAACACUACAACAAAUACGAGUUCAUCCGAUAUUCAACUGAUCCAAGCGGAACUCUUACAGAGGAUUUGUCUCGUCUCUUGAGGGCACAAGGGGUUCGGGUUGAAGAGGAUUCAAUCAACUAUAUCGCUGACUCGCUUCGAUCCGGACGAACUGCGCAUACAACGGUAUCAUCGGUUGCAAGGACUUAUUUGGAACAAAGAAUUCGCAAUAGCCCAUAUUUGAUGGAACUGAUAGUGCGAUUAUUUUAUAAUGACUUCGUAUUAUUCAAGUACGAUUUGCCAAAUUUGGAUGAGAUUGAAACACAGAUACCGACGACAGUCAGUGCUUGA
Molecule: messenger RNA, 336 nt
Organism: Cylicostephanus goldi
Lineage: Eukaryota; Metazoa; Nematoda; Chromadorea; Rhabditida; Strongylidae
Source: the annotation of a GenBank genome assembly